Messenger RNA from Poecilia reticulata (guppy), 5798 nucleotides. RefSeq names its product large tumor suppressor kinase 1 (gene lats1). The record is from RefSeq and is a predicted model, not a curated record. Gene Ontology annotation, biological process: peptidyl-serine phosphorylation; hippo signaling; positive regulation of apoptotic process. NCBI's taxonomy places the organism in Eukaryota, Metazoa, Chordata, Actinopteri, Cyprinodontiformes, Poeciliidae. Gene Ontology annotation, molecular function: ATP binding; protein serine/threonine kinase activity.
AUUUAGCCUUGAAGCUUGUACUUGUCAUUCAGAUAUCAGGAAUUUUAACACGACUAGGAACCAGCCAGCGGGGCACAACAAGGACGUUUAGAGUUAGAACCACGUCCCUCACACAGAGGAACCACCGGAACCACUGCUGGGAGCUGAAAUAGGAACAGGUGCUUAGAAAAGCGGCAGCUACAGACAGACAGCGCAGCAACAUGCAGAUGUGAAGACAGACAUCAGAAACCCUGAUCUUCAUCUCUGCGGUGGACAGGUGGACGUCUUCUUCAUCCCUUUUCAUCGUUCAUAUAAAUGCUUGUACAUGAGGAGAGCGGAGAAGCCCGAAGGACACAGACAGAUGCGACCCAAAACGUUCCCUGCCAGCAACUACAGUGGUAACAGCCAGCAGAUGCUGCAGGAAAUACGGAACAGCCUGCGAAACCUGACCAAGCCCUCCGACCCUCCUAAAGUAGACCCUGCUGGACAAGCAAAGAUGCUCCCUGAAGAUCAGAGGCACCAGGGGCGCUCCAGCACCCCAAAACAUUCCUACCACAAAGCGCUACAGGAGAUCCGCAAGUCUUUGGUGCCUUUUGAAGUGACUGGUUCACAGAGUAAUGAUUCUACCACUUCUGGCCCUGAUCUCAACAAGCUGGAACAACCAACUGCUGGGUUUGAGGAGGGCAACAGCAGCCGUCGCGUGAUUUACCAGGACUCGAUGAGGGAGCAGAUGGCUGCUGCCAACACCAACUCUACAGGCCUGAAAGCUCCAGGUCCGUCUCACAUGCAGCAGGCUGUGCUGCGGAGACCAAGUUGGAAAGGAUCCAAGGAGUCCCUCGCUCCUCGAAUGGGUCCCCUGGUGGUGGACGGCAUGAUGUACCGCUCUGACAGCCCUGGACCGCCUCCCGUUUACCCACAGGGCCACUCUGCUAGCAACCAGAGGGUGAACCCUCCGCUGCCCCCUCAGGUGCGGAGUGUCACGCCCCCUCCGAACCGCAACAGCAUGCCUCCCACGUCAUCCUGGGAAAGUAACCCAUCCACCAAGCGGUACUCUGGAAAUCUGGACUACCUCCCUCCGCGGAUGUCUCCGGUCCCCCAGGGCCCCCGGCCGGACAUGUAUCCAAACCCGGCGGUUCAGAAUCAGCGCUCUGCACCCCAUAAAUUCACCUUUCCUCCCACCUGGACUCAAAAUGGCUCCGCUCAGCCGGACUACAUGCAGGGAGGCAACCGUCAGCCUCCGCCGCCUUACUCCGUAAACAGCCGACAGGGUUCCAACGAGCCCCAGCCUGCUUCGUCUCCUUCGUACCUAAACGGAGGAAAUGUCCCUCAGUCCAUGCUGGUUCCCAACCGGAACAGCCACAACCUCGACAUGUACAACCUGGCUCCUCCUCAGACGUGGUCGCAGCCUCCUCUGGCGUCCAGUCAGCCGCACUCUGCGUCCGUCACCAACAUCAACCAGGACUUGUCGCCGUCGUGGCAGCACAACAUCCCGGCUCGCUCCAACUCCUUCAACAAUCGACCCACUCAUUCGUCCAGCUCCCAGCCAUCUGCGACCACCGUCACCGCCAUCACGCAGACACCCAUCCUGCAGCCGGUGAAAAGCAUGCGCGUGCCGAAACCCGAGAUGCACACCGCCGUCGCUCCAACGCAUCCACAGCGGAUACAGCAGGUUGCACCGUCGCCUCCUGCGCCUGCAUAUCCCGACCCGCAACCUGCGGUUUCUCAAGCGCCUGUCGGCGGGGAACCCCCCAACUAUCAGGGUCCGCCGCCACCGUAUCCCAAACACCUCCUCCCUUCGCCCGCCCCUCCGGCGUACAGUGCAGGCAGAGACGAGGCCACCGACGAGAGCAGCAGCGAGAAGGGGUCAGAAAGCAGCGAAAGCUCGGCCGCAGCCGAAAAGAAGAUCACUACGUCGCCCGUCCCGGUCCGCCGCAACAGAGACGAGGAGCGGAGAGGAGAAUCGGGAAGAAUCAGCCUGUACUCCCCUCAAGCCUUCAAGUUCUUCAUGGAGCAGCAUGUAGAGAACAUCCUGAAGAACCACCAGAUGAGGAUCCGCAGGAGGAAGCAGCUGGAGAGCGAGAUGCAAAGGGUGGGUUUGAGCUCAGAAGCCCAGGAGCAGAUGCGAAUGAUGCUCUCUCAGAAGGAGUCCAACUACAUCCGCCUAAAGCGAGCCAAAAUGGACAAGUCCAUGUUCAAACGGAUCAAGACGCUCGGCAUCGGCGCCUUCGGAGAAGUGUCCCUGGCGAGGAAGGAGGACACGGGGGCGCUGUACGCCAUGAAGACUCUCCGCAAGAAGGACGUGCUGCUGAGGAACCAGGUGGCUCACGUAAAGGCCGAGCGGGACAUCCUGGCCGAAGCCGACAACGAGUGGGUGGUGCGUCUCUACUACUCCUUCCAAGACAAGGACAACUUGUACUUUGUCAUGGAGUACAUUCCCGGCGGGGACAUGAUGAGCCUCCUCAUCCGGCUCGGCAUCUUCAAGGAGGAGCUGGCUCAGUUUUACAUCGCGGAGCUCACCUGCGCUUUGGAGAGCGUCCAUAAGAUGGGCUUCAUCCACAGAGACAUCAAGCCUGACAACAUUCUCAUAGACGGAGACGGACACAUAAAGCUGACGGACUUUGGGCUCUGCACCGGUUUCCGCUGGACACACGACUCCAAGUAUUACCAGAGCGGGGAUCAUGUGAGGCAGGACAGCAUGGACUUCAGUAAGGAUUGGGAAGAUCCAGCCAACUGUCGCUGCUCCAACCGACUGAAGCCCCUGGAGAGGAGAAAGGCCCGGCAGCACCAGCGCUGCUUGGCCCACUCGCUGGUGGGAACGCCAAACUACAUUGCUCCAGAAGUUCUUCUUCGAACAGGAUACACCCAGCUGUGUGACUGGUGGAGUGUUGGUGUCAUCCUGUAUGAAAUGGUUGUGGGACAGCCUCCGUUCCUGGCCAACACGCCGCUGGAGACGCAGAUGAAGGUGAUAACCUGGAAGAGCACGCUGCACAUCCCUCCUCACUGCAAGCUCAGCCCGGAGGCGUCAGACCUCAUCGUCAAGCUGUGCCGCGGCCCAGAGGACCGCCUGGGCAAGAACGGCGCCGACGAAAUCAAAGCUCACCCUUUCUUCAAGAGCGUCAACUUCUCCAGCGACCUCAGGCAGCAGGCGGCGCCGUACAUACCCACCAUCGCUCACCCGACGGACACGUCCAACUUCGACCCGGUGGAGCCAGAAAAGCUGCGCAAGAGCGACGACGAGAGCAACCACAACGACACGCUGAACGGUUGGUUCCGCAACGGGAAGCACCCCGAACACGCCUUUUACGAGUUCACCUUCCGCCGCUUCUUCGACGACAACGGCCACCCCUACAGCUGCCCCAAGCCCAUCGAGUCCGAGGGCAGCGAAGAGGACGAGGCGGAGCUGGACGACGCCGAGCAGGACAAACCUGGCCGAGACCUGGUGUAUGUGUAGUCACUGGUCGCAUGCUACGGAGACACGGGGACAUUUUUUAUUUCUUUUGCAUUCCCUCGCGUUAAAUUUGCAAACACACCUUGUUUUUCCUCAUAAGGCGUAUUUGACAGUCCGUGUAUCCACUGUAAAAAAAAAAAAAAGCACAAUUUUGCUAUUACAGCCUUUCCAUUUAAUAAGACAUGGAAUUAAAAUCAUGAGUCAUCAAAAAACAGAAUUCCUACAUGGAAAUAAAACAUAGGAGAAAGACGUUCAGUAUUCAUGAUGCCACAUUAACUGACUGCAUAUAUUAUUACAAGGGAAUGCAAAAGAAAAAAUGUUCCCCAUGUCCUCCAGGGGGCGCAGUAGUAUACAGACUCUUAGUAGUAGUUGUGUGUGAGAAAGGGGGGAUAUGCCAGAUGAAGCAUUUUAAACCUUGAACAUAGGAAGAAUAUUUUUGUCGGAUCGUAUCAGAAUAUGAUCGUAAAACCAGAUUUAAACGUUAAAACGGAACUGACCUGGAGUCAGUUUAUUGAAAACUGCUGACCUUAUUCCCUGAGGGUAUCACUGAGAUCAAAUAAAAACUAAACUAAACUGUUAUUUUUACCGUUUUAUCCACAAGAGCACUAACUAAUUAAACACUGUGUGCAGCUUAUUGACCUAAAUCCUGAUUACUAGGAUCACAAAACCUUAGAAAGAUUCACCAAGAAAUCAGCUGUUGAUGAUUUUCAGAUUUAUGACUCUGACCGAGACGUGCUUCAUAAUAGUGAGAGAGAGCAAGACUCUCAGCAGAUAACAGGAAGGCUAAACAGAGUAUUGCUCCGUUUUAUUUUUCUAAGUGUUUAACUUGCAGUUAGGACAUUUAUCACAAUAAUUUGUUGUAUUUAUUCACAUAAAGCACUGCAAAACAGAGCACUAUAAAUGUAUUUAAUCUUAUUUCCUUAUUUUAUUGAUGCUCUUAUGAAACCAUGACGGGAACAAAUGGUAAACGUCACAAUCACAACCAUACCAGGUUCUUAACAUUUGUAAGGAUCAGUCAGUUUGUCGUCAUAAUGAUUUGUUGAAACUAUGUUUACAGAUUAAUGUUAGAAUAAUUUCCCCACCUCUGGCACAAAAAGAUACAGAUCUGUUUUAUUAAGGGAAAACAUACAUUUUAGUCAUUUCUAAUAGAAAUGGUUAAACAGUUUAUCAUAUAUUAAAACAGUAAAAUCACCUCUGUUCCUAGUAAAGUGACAAUAUUUUCUCCAAUAACCCUAAAAAUCAAUAUCAGAGAAUGAGAAAUUUGUGACUUUUGCAAAUAAUUUUGUAGUUUAAAAGUGAUUAUUUAUUUCUCUUAUGCCAGUGAGGAGUAAUUGAUGUCAUUCCUAAAGAUUUAAACUCAGAUCUUUAGGUCCUCAGUCUUGUUGCUUAAUCCAGAUUUUAAUUUGUCACAAUUUCUCUAAAGAAAAAAGCAUUUUAAGCCUGUUUGUGCACAUCAAUAGUAAAUUACUGUUACAGAAUCAGAUCUGCCUGCAUGCAAAACUAACGGCAUCAAUUAGUAAUUCCAUUUUUAAUGUAAAUAUUUUGAAGUUUCGACCAGGGUGACAACUUAUCGCAACCCCCCAGUAAAGCCUUAAUUUAUUGACGCUAGUGUAGAUGCUGCUCAAGUCUAUUUUUUUUAAGUCUUAAUUUAUAUUGUAGUUUAUUGCGAAGGGGAUUGUAGAAUUGUGGUUGGUAUAAUUCACAGGGAAAAUCACUCUAAUUAGUAUUCAUUGCUGUGCCUUUUUGAGUUACUUUUCACCACAUAUUAAGACUGGCAUUUAAAAUGAGUAGCUGUAGCUGAUUGUACUGCAGUAGGUUUGUUUUAUUUUUCUAAUUUAUCUAAAAUGUAUUUAUAAAUUAAGUUGUACACCAUGGAUGUAAAUAUGUUCUCUUCCCUUUAAGCUGAUUUUUUUUCCUCCCCUCUUUUUGGGCAGGCCCUCUUCUGUUAAUAUGUACUUUAUUUCUGGCACUAAUUUACAGAACGCUGUUUUAAAGUUUGUUUUAGGUUUCAUGCUCACAUCUCAACCAAAGCACUAAAUAAGGGUUUAUUUUUUUCUUCUUUUUACCAACUUCAGAAAGUAACAGUAAUGACUUUUUUAUUUUAUUAUACUUGAGCACUUAAUUACUGCAAUCUUUGGUCUGAAGUUUUACUUUAGUUUAAAAAAAAAAAAAAAGAAACACUAAAGUUACCUUAUAUUUUGUUUUUCUGCCCCGCUGUAUUUUUUCUGUGUAGGAAAGAAUAUCUGAAUGUAGUUUAUUGAUUUAAUAAUGACCGUCAUUCUGCACUGGUUUUAAUUGAGAGAAUUUUAUUUUUGUGUACAUUUUUGCUCAGAGGUUUGGGAAGAGGGUAAUAAUAAAAAAAUAAUUUUCA